Molecule: messenger RNA, 480 nt
Organism: Prunus avium (sweet cherry)
Lineage: Eukaryota; Viridiplantae; Streptophyta; Magnoliopsida; Rosales; Rosaceae
Source: RefSeq, a predicted model, not a curated record
AUGGCAAUGCAAUUACGUUCUUUUCUCUUAGGCAUACAGCUACUAAUUGGCUUUGCUUUCACAACUAGCGAAGCUGAUAUUAGAGCUCCACCCACACAUUUCGACACUGCUUCUCUCAAUAGGAGCAGUUUUCCAGAAGGGUUCAUAUUUGGUGUAGGUUCUGGAUCUUACCAAUAUGAAGGUGCUGUAAAAGAAGGUGGUAGAGGACCAAGCAUUUGGGAUACCUUCACCCACAAAUAUCCAGAAAAGAUUAACGAUAGCAGCAAUGGGGAUAUCACUGUUGAUCAAUAUCACCGCUAUAAGGAAGAUGUGGGGAUUAUGAAGAAUAUGGGGUGGGAUGCUUAUCGAUUCUCUAUCUCAUGGUCAAGAUUGUUACCAAAUGGAAAGUUAAGUGGAGGAGUGAACAAGGAAGGAAUCAAAUAUUACAACAAUCUCAUCAAUGAGCUCUUACGCAAUGGUGAGUCAUCCCACCUUACAUGA